This is a messenger RNA of Rotaria sp. Silwood1, 3686 nucleotides long. NCBI's taxonomy places the organism in Eukaryota, Metazoa, Rotifera, Eurotatoria, Philodinida, Philodinidae. The record is from the annotation of a GenBank genome assembly.
AUGGCUAACAACGUACAAGAUUCAGCAAUGAUGAUAUGCUAUCGAGAAUGUUUAUCAAAUUUGGAAAAAUUCAAUGGUGGUGAAGAACAAAAAAUUUUACAAUUUAUUAAUAAUAUUGAAAGAAUCGGCAAAAUGAUCGACGCAAACGAUGAUAUUUUACAUUGUAUGUGUACAGCAAAAUUAGAUGGUGAAGCGAAACGCUGGUAUGAGGAUAACAUGACAUUAACUCAAUGGGAAAAUUUAAAAUCAGCAUUACUUGAAAGAUUUACAACAUCAGAUUCGUCAUCGAAAAUAUUCGAACAAUUAAAAGAACGAAAACAAAAAUCAGAUGAAACAAUUACAUCGUAUUAUGAUGCUGUUAUUAAAUUAUGUCGAGAAUAUGAUUCAUCUAUGUCACAAAAAAUGAUGAUAUCGUGGUUACAAAAUGGAAUCAAAGAUUCAUUGAAGACUCACAUUAAACGGCAGAUGAAAUUAUUACCUGAAUCAGCACGAACAACUCAAGCAUUUUUAAAAAUUGCUAAGGACGAACAAGAAUUACAAGAAGAAGAUUCAUCUGAACAACAAGCGACACAAUCUUAUUUACCAUACAUUACGAAUACCGUAUCAACAACAUUACAACAAGCACGAAACGACUCGCAAAAUGUACCAACGUCAACAUAUUCGCCAUCACAACAUCCAAUAUAUAAACGACAUAAACAUCAUGCUCCAACAUCCAAAUAUUCAGAUUCAUCACAACUCCCACCAAAUGGUCGAAAUUCAACUUUACGACCACCACCUAUUGUACGUAAGCAAGAAUCACCUUAUUUAUCAACUAAUAAUUCGAAACAUUAUCAAGAAGCAAAUGUCAAAUCUUAUUCAUUCCCGCAACACUAUUCACAACGACGACCAUGUGAUAUAUGCCAACGUUUUCUAUUAACUGGAACCCGUGAUGGUGGUCAUUCCAGUAAUAAACAACAAAAUCCAUCAACAAUAAAUUAUACAUUAUCCAAAUUAUUAACUCCUAUAUAUAUAAAUGUUCAGGUAAAUAAUAAACAACACCAAGCCAUUGUCGAUACUGGAUCUGCAGUCACCAUUAUUAAUCAACAAUUAUUAAAAAAGAUUUAUCACAAGGAAUUUAUUUACAAAAAGAAAUUACACAAAUCAGCUAAUUGCUCAUCUAUUAACAUUAUUGGUGAAAUUCAACUUGAAAUUAAAAUACAAGGGUAUAAAACUUUUAUUUUAGCAGAUGUUGCAACGAAUCUUAUUACUGAUCUAUUACUUGGAAACGAUUGGAUUACGACAAAUAAUGUUAUUAUUGAUACACCACAACGAUGCAUUUUUCUUACUGAUCAAAAACGCCAUAUUUUAACAGCAGCACAAUUCGUCAAACCAUCACAUCUUCAAUUACCUGUACUAUUAGCUGAUGAAAUUACCCUUCCACCACACUCCGAAAAAUGCAUUGAUAUUAAAGUAUUAUCAUCAAUGACAAGUAUAUCCGAAGCUUUAUUCGAACCAGCAGCAUAUUUAUAUCCGAAACACAUCUUUCUUACGAAUGCAUUAAUUAAAUUAGAAGACAAUAGAAGUCAAAUUAUGAUUAUGAAUGCAAAUGAUCGUCAAAAGACAUUCUCGAAGAAUACUCCAUUAGGAUAUAUUUCAUAUCAAUCAAAAGUCAAUAAUUAUCUUAUUUUACCUCUACUAUCAGGAAAAAGGACUGAUCGAUCAAUCAUUACAAGAACAAAUCUCUAUAGGAGGAACCACUCCUUUGCGGAUCGUUCCUGGGUUCCAUCAGCAAAUCCAAAGAGGAAAGUCCGAUCUUUGGACUCAACCUGUCGGAUGGACAACAACGAUGAACAACAGCCUCAAUGUUAUGUCUGUCAAGAAAAAUUUUUAUCACGCAAUGAUUUACAACAACACUUACGUCAGAAAUGUUAUCCACCAGAAAUGCGAGAGCAGAUUGAAAAAUUAACUCACCACAUCGAAAACACGAAACAACGACAACAAUUACAACAAAUUUUAUGGAAACAUGGGAAAUUAUUUGAUCUCCGUCAACCGUCCAUCAUUAAAGCUACAGUCCAUCAUGCUAUUGAAACUGGUACUCAUCCACCAAUUUAUACUUCACCAUAUCGUGUUUCAUACAAAGAUGAACGAAUCCAAAGGGAAGAAAUUGACAGAUUACUCAAGCAAGGAAUAGUUGAAGAAUCUAAAUCGCCAUGGUCAUCUCCAAUAGUAUUGGUAAGAAAAAAAGAUGGUUCUGUUCGAUUUUGUAUUGAUUUUAGGAAAUUAAACAAUAUUACGACCAAAGAUGCAUUUCCUAUACCUCGAAUUGAUGAUAUCUUUGAUCAUUUAUCACAAGCUGAAUAUUAUACAACCAUCGACUUUAAAUCAGGUUAUUUUCAAGUUGGUCUGGACCCCAAAGAUCGUCCGAAAACAGCUUUCUCAACCCGAGAUCAGCAUUAUCAAUUUACAGUGUUACCUCAAGGUGUUACAAACGGUCCACCAGCAUUCCAACGCAUCGUUAGUCAAAUACUUGGACCUACAAGAUGGCAAUAUUCAUUAGCUUAUCUGGAUGAUGUUAUAAUAUAUUCACCAACAUUCGAUCAACAUUUAACACAUCUUGAUGAUAUUCUCAACCGUUUAAAUGAUGCAAAUUUUCGUCUUAAUGUUAACAAAUGUCAAAUAGCAAAAACGUCGAUUGAUUAUCUUGGUCAUCACAUUGAACGUAGUACUAUUAGACCGAAUGCAGACAAUAUUCGUGCAUUAUUGGAAACUCCACAGCCAACAACAGCAAGAGAAGCAUUUCGAUUCGUCAAAGCUGCUGAAUAUUACCGCAAAUUUAUACCUGGAUUUUCGACAAUUGCACAACCCUUACAUAAAUAUGCACCUACUACAAAAGAACAACGAUCACAAAAAUCACAAUCUACACCUAUUAUUUUAUCCGAUGAAGAACUUCAUGCAUUUAAUGAAUUGAAACAAAUAUUAACUAAUGAUUUAGUAUUACGUAUUCCCGACCAAAAUUUACCAUUUAAGAUACAAACCGAUGCAUCAAAAAUUGGAAUUGGAGCUGUACUUAUGCAAACUCACCCAAAUGGGGAUCUACCACUAGCUUAUUUAUCAAAGAAAUUUACAACAACCCAAAUGAAUUGGCCUGCAACAGAACAAGAAUGUUAUGCUAUUAUAUAUGCAAUCGAAAAGUGGCAUAAAUAUUUAGAUGGACGUUCAUUCACUAUUGAAACAGAUCAUAAACCAUUAUUACCAUUCAAUUUAAAACAACAAUUAAAUUCGAAAUGUGAACGAUGGCGUUUAAAAUUACAACAAUAUCAAUUUACUAUUCGGUAUAUUAAAGGAAAACAUAAUACGGUAGCUGAUUAUUUAUCCCGUUCACCAGUAGAUAAUGGAACAAAUGAUGAAGACGAUUAUACUCCAACACAAUCUAGAUCAACACAAACUGAUAAUUGUAUGAAGACACAAAUUAUUGCACCUGUCAUGACUCGUAGACAAGCAAGACAACAACCUAAUGAGAGGACUGAUCAUCAUUUAUCAGAUCAGACCUGUGAUGGAAACCGACAAGCGAGGAAUGUCGACAUACCAAUCGACCAUUCCUGUAUUCCAAAAGCCAACCAACUACCGACAUCGAUCUACAACACCGACUGUGAUAAAAUAAUACCAUUUACAUUGGAACAAUUAAAAGAAUUACAACAUCAAGAUGA